Messenger RNA from Myotis daubentonii (Daubenton's bat), 5172 nucleotides. It is a transcript of the gene ZFAT, whose product is annotated as zinc finger and AT-hook domain containing. The record is from RefSeq and is a predicted model, not a curated record. NCBI's taxonomy places the organism in Eukaryota, Metazoa, Chordata, Mammalia, Chiroptera, Vespertilionidae.
AACAGCCACGAAAACAAAGUGAUUGCAUCGCAACUAGAGCCUGUUGCCUGCAGAAGGCGUGUGUGAGCAGAAGCCGGGGGAGGAGGGGUGUCCGGGGUGCGCUCACACCCCACUGAGACGUUCUGCAAGGCAGACAGGAGCUGGCGGAGGCAUCCUCAAGGUGGUCUAUGUUAGUUCUGUCGGCAUGGACGCCACCCAGUCUGGCCGCUCCAGCUGACAGCAUCCACUGGGGGGAAAUGCCACGUGACAGGGAAACACUGACUUAUGUUUACAGUUCCCUUGACUCUCACCCGAUUGACACAACGGUGAACGGAGACCAAGAAUAGUUGAAUCGCUGCCCCGGGUUAGUUAGCAAAGGGCAGCAGUGGGAGACCAACUCUGAACUCUCUAUGCCCAGGCCCCUAGCUCCACACCAGGGGGUGGAAGCACUGGCAGCAGGUAGCGGACCUGGGCAGGCUCCGAAUCCUGUGAUCCGCAUUCCAGGCCUCCCGAUAGCCCCUUCCCAGGAGUGGUUCAAAACGCGGAGCGGCGGAACCUGCGGAACGGGAUGCUAAGCGCGGCCUCUGGCGCGAGCAUGCGCAGUAGCCCGAGCCGGCCUCGCCGCGCUCGGCGCUGGGGGCGGGUCCUCCGAGGCUGACGUCCGCCACGCCGGCGUCAGCCACCCGGGAGGAGGAGGGCGAAGACUCCAGCCGCCAUGUUGGAUGCCGCAGAUUCGCCAUAACCUCGCCGGCUCUUUCCUUAAAAAAAUAAAAAUAAAAAGCGAAGCAUCAGCGGGGCGCCCCGCUUGGUCGGUGGGCACGGGAGGGGACCUGGAAGAGCCCCAGGCUUUUUUUUCCUCCGCGGUGGGGGCGUUGCCAUGGAGACGCGAGCGGCAGAAAACCCGGCCAUCUUCAUGUGUAAAUGCUGUAACCUUUUCUCACCAAGUCAGUCGGAGCUCCUCUCCCACGUGUCUGAGAAGCACGCAGAAGAAGGGGUUAAUGUUGAUGAGAUCAUCAUUCCCCUGAGGCCUCUGAGUAUACCCGAACCUGCCCCCCCAAACAAAGCUGGAGAUGAGCUGUCCGUCACGAAGAGGAAGAGGGGCAGGCCCAAGGGGUCCACCAAGAAGCCCAGCGCGGAGGAGGAGCCGGUGGGGGGCGUCGUGGGUCCGAGCGAGGCCCCUCCGCGGGCCCCGGAGGAGGGCAGCAGCCUGGCCCCCAGCUGCCUGGAGUGCCCCAAGUGCUCGCGCAAGUUCUCCAACCUGCGCCAGCUGAGGAAGCACAUCUGCAUCAUCGUGCUGAGCCUGGGCGAGGCCGAGGGCGACGCAGGUAACGAAUCUGACCUUGAACUGGAAAAGAAGUUUAAGGAAGAAGAUCGAGAAAAGGCCCCGAGGCGACCGCGGACGCAGAGGAUGGAGAGGGUCCAGAAGGUCUCUUUGGGAAAGGAGGCCGCGCAGGGGCCCGGAGCCAAGAAGCCCAUCGUCAGCGUGGUGUUAACCGCACACGAAGCCAUCCCAGGUGCCACCAAGAUUAUUCCAGUGGAGGCGGGGCCCCCAGAAACAGGAGCCACAAGCCCCGAGGCCACCUCCGCGGACCUGGCGCCUCGGAGAGGGUACCAGGAGUACGCCAUCCAGCAGACGCCGUACGAGCAGCCCAUGAAGUCGAGCAGGCUCGGGCCCACGCAGCUCAAGAUCUUCACCUGCGAGUACUGCAACAAGGUCUUCAAGUUCAAGCACUCGCUGCAGGCCCACCUGCGCAUCCACACCAAUGAGAAACCCUACACCUGCGCGCACUGCAGCUACGCCAGCGCCAUCAAGGCCAACCUCAACGUGCACCUGCGCAAGCACACGGGCGAGAAGUUCUCCUGCGACCUCUGCGCCUUCACCUGCCUGAGCAAGGGCCACCUCAAGGUGCACGUGGAGCGGGUGCACAAGAAGGUCAAGCAGCACUGCCGCUUCUGCAAGAAGAAGUACUCGGACGUCAAGAACCUCAUCAAGCACGUGCGCGACGCCCACGACCCGCAGGACCCGCAGGUGCGCGAGGCCCUGGACGGGCUCCGCCUGCUGACGCGCGAGGGCAAGCGGCAGCUGCUCUACGACUGCCACGUGUGCGAGCGCAAGUUCAAGAACGAGCUGGACCGCGACCGGCACAUGCUGGUGCACGGGGACCAGUGGCCCUUCGCCUGCGAGCUCUGCGGCCACGGCGCCACCAAGUACCAGGCGCUGGAGCUGCACGUGCGGAAGCACCCCUUCGUCUACGUGUGCGCCCUGUGCCUCCGGAAGUUCGUCAGCUCCAUCCGCCUGCGCGCCCACAUCCGGGAGGCGCACGGGGCCGCCCCCGAGGCCGCGGCCUUCACCAGCUCCAUCAACCAGAGCUUCUGCCUGCUGGAGCCCGGCGGGGACAUCCAGCCCGACGCGCUGGGCGGCCGGCUGCCGCUCGCCGAGGGGGGGCUUGCGCUCCCGGGGGCCAGUGCACCCCGGGAGGAGGCGGAGGCCCCGCUGCAGGAGCCUGCGCCGCCCGGGCACUCAGUGCCCACCCCCCAGGCCGGAGGCACUGCCCUGCCCCCCUGCGAGCCGGCAGCCGCGGGGGUCUCCUCGGGCCUCCCCUCGCCAGGGGCGGUGUCGGGUGAGUUGUUGUUGAAAAGCGGUACCUCCACUGCCGAGGCUGACCCUGCUCCCCGGAGGACCCCGCACCCCCAGCCCGAGGGCUCCGCCCAGUCUCAGGGCGCAGAAGUCACCCCCCUGCUGCCCACGGCCAGAAGCCCUGCCGCCAACCAGGACACCCAGGGCGCCGAGAGCCUCCCGUCCCACGGGCCGGAUCCCGACAGGUGUCUCGGGUCGGACCCAGCAGCGGCCGCGGACCCUCCUCCGGUCACUGGUGAGGAGGCCGGGGCCCUGCGCCCGCCUGACUUCUGCGGCCCCGGCCCCGAGCGCCCGGCGAACAUGAACGCCUUCCUGCGGAUCCUGGACGGCCUGGCCAAGAGGCGGAUGGACCCCGGCCUGUGCGAGAGGAUCCGGAAGGUGUACGGGGACCUGGAGUGUGAAUACUGCGGCAAACUUUUUUGGUACCAAGUGCACUUUGACAUGCAUGUCCGCACCCACACCCGGGAACAUCUGUAUUAUUGCUCCCAGUGUCAUUAUUCCUCCAUCACCAAAAACUGCCUUAAACGCCAUGUCAUUCAGAAACACAGUAACAUCCUGCUGAAGUGUCCCACUGAUGGCUGUGACUACUCGACUCCAGAUAAAUAUAAGCUGCAGGCCCACCUUAAAGUGCACACAGAGCUGGACAAAAGGAGUUAUUCUUGUCCUGUGUGUGAGAAGUCUUUUUCAGAAGAUCGGUUGAUAAAGUCGCACAUCAAGACGAACCACCCGGAGGUCUCCAUGAGCACCAUCUCCGAGGUGCUGGGCCGGAGGGUUCAGCUGAAGGGGCUGAUCGGCAAGAGGGCCAUGAAGUGCCCGUACUGCGACUUCUACUUCAUGAAGAACGGCUCCGACCUGCAGCGGCACAUUUGGGCUCACGAAGGCGUGAAGCCCUUCAAGUGCUCUCUGUGUGAGUACGCGACGCGCAGCAAGAGCAACCUCAAGGCGCACAUGAACCGCCACAGCACGGAGAAGACCCACCUCUGCGACAUGUGCGGCAAGAAGUUCAAGUCCAAGGGGACGCUGAAAAGCCACAAGCUCCUCCACACUGCGGACGGGAAGCAGUUCAAGUGCACGGUGUGUGACUACACGGCGGCCCAGAAGCCCCAGCUGCUGCGGCACAUGGAGCAGCACGCCUCCUUCAAGCCUUUCCGCUGCGCCCACUGCCAUUACUCCUGCAACAUCUCGGGCUCCCUGAAGAGGCACUACAACAGGAAGCACCCCAACGAGGAGUACGCCAACGUGGGCGCCGGGGAGCUGGCCGCAGACGCGCUCGUCCGGCAAGGCGGCCUGAAGUGCCCCGUGUGCAGCUUUGUCUACGGCACCCGCUGGGAGUUCAACAGGCACCUGAAGAGCAAGCACGGCCUGAAGCUGGUGGAGACGGAAGGGGAGCCCAAGUGGGAGCCAGCGACAGAGCCUCCCGAGGAGCCCGCCGCCCAGUACCUGCACAUCGCGGAGGCCGAAGAGGACGUCCAGGGCACACAGGCCGCCGUGGCCGCGCUGCAGGACCUGAGAUACACCUCCGAGAGCGGUGACCGGCUGGACCCCACAGCGGUAAACAUCCUCCAGCAGAUCAUUGAGCUGGGCAGCGAGGCCCACGACGCCACGGCCGUGGCCUCCGUGGUUGCCAUGGCUCCAGGGACGGUGACUGUGGUGAAACAGGUCACCGACGAGGAGCCCAGCUCCAACCACACGGUCAUGAUCCAGGAGACGCUGCAGCAGGCGUCCGUGGAGCUGGCCGAGCAGCACCACCUGGUCGUGUCCUCGGACGACGUGGAGGGCAUCGAGACGGUGACCGUGUACACGCAGGGCGGGGAGCCCUCGGAGUUCAUCGUCUACGUGCAGGAGGCCAUGCAGCCCGCGGAGGGGCCGGGGGGGCAGCUGGCCCAGGAGCUCUGAGGACGCACAGCGCCAGGGCUGGGCUGCCAGGCUCUGCAGGGCACCAGGGGCCUGGGAGGGCGGCUGCUGACCAGGGCUGUCCUUGCUGCUCUUCUCUGUGCUCCUCCCAUCUGCUGGCCUCCAUGGGGGCUCCUUGUCCUGCUUUGGGUGGGCAAGGUGAUUGGCAAACGCAGCAAUAGGGGAUCCCCCCAGCACAACCCCCUCCCCCUUACCCUGAAUGAUCUGCUUCUGAAAAGAUUUCUGCAUCAAUUCUUCAGACAGGGCUCACACCACAUCGCCUCCUUCCUUUCAGAGACCCCCCCAGUCCCCAUCAGCAUCUUCCCGAAUCCCAGCCCCGCCUCCUGACCCCACUGAGGUGCUGAAUCUGCAUUUGGGACUGUGUGCAGCCUGGUGAGAGGCGGCACCACAGAGCUGGGGGCCUGUGGGGAAGAGGAGGGGCAGGCUUAUCACAGAGCCCCCAGGAUCAAAGUCCGCCCCCCCGCCCCCCAGGAUCCAGGCGCUUAUGGGAGUAACCACAAUCCAUGACUCUUCCUCCGCCGUCCCAGGUGGGGCCUCAGCUUACAGUCUUGGCAUUCUUUCGCUUUUUAAAAAAAAAUGCACUUUUUACUCUUCACCUCCUAAGGAGGCAGGUGGAUGGAAUAAAAUCAGUCUCUGCCUGA